AGACUCUAUCUCUACACUGACUCAUGGAUGGUAGCCAAUGCUCUGUGGGGAUGGCUGGAGCAAUGGAAAAAGGCCAACUGGCAGCGCCAAGGGAAACCCAUCUGGGGGCAGAGAUGUGGCAGGACAUCGCUGGCCGGGUAGAGAAGCUGAGUGUGAAGGUCCGUCACGUAGACGCUCAUGUAGGCAAGAAAUGGGCUAAUGAGGAGCAUUGUAACAACGAGCAGGCAGACCGAGCUGCCAGGAUUAAAGUCUCUCAGGUAGAUCUGGAUUGGCAGCACAAAGGAGAAUUAUUUCUGGCUCGAUGGGCCCACGACGCCUCUGGUCACCAGGGGAGAGAUGCAACAUACAGAUGGGCUCGUGACCGAGGGGUGGACUUAACCAAGGACAUUGUCUCACAGGUCAUCCAUGACUGUGAGACAUGUGCUGCCAUCAAGCAGGCCAAGCGGGUGAAGCCUCUAUGGUAUGGUGGACGGUGGUCGAAGUACAGGUAUGGGGAAGCCUGGCAAGUUGACUACAUCACGCUCCCCAAAACCUGCCAAGGCAAGCACUACGUACUGACCAUGGUAGAAGGAAGUACUGGAUGGUUGGAGACAUAUCCCGUGCCUCAUGCCACUGCCCGGAAUACCAUCCUGGGCCUUGAAAAACAAGUCCUGUGGCGACACGGCACCCCGGAGAGAAUUGAGUCUGAUAAUGGGACCCAUUUCAAGAAUGGCCUCGUAGACACCUGGGCCAAAGAGCACGGCAUUGAGUGGGUGUAUCACAUCCCCUACCAUGCACCAGCUGCUGGAAGAGUUGAGCAGUGCAACGGACUGCUGAAAACCACCCUGAAGGCACUGUGUGGGGAGACUCUCAAAACACUGGGAGCUGCAUUUAGCAAAGGCCACCUGGUUGGUCAACACCCGAGGCUCCAUCAAUCGAGCUGGCCCUGCCCAAUCAGAACUUUUGCAUACUGUAGAUGGAGUCCCUGUGGUACAUAUGAGAGGAAUAUGGUCCAUGAGAAACUUUCUACUUCAUCUCCCUCCAGCGAGAUCAUCUUUAACUACAGAAAUCAAUGUGAUGUUAAAAAUAAGCAUGGCGAGGCUAUGCUGUAUGAUGAGCUGAGGAAAAAGAUAGAGACAGUGUAG
Molecule: messenger RNA, 1124 nt
Organism: Lepidothrix coronata (blue-crowned manakin)
Lineage: Eukaryota; Metazoa; Chordata; Aves; Passeriformes; Pipridae
Exons: 2
Coding region: 24-1124 (366 amino acids)
Biological process (GO): DNA integration
Molecular function (GO): nucleic acid binding
Source: RefSeq, a predicted model, not a curated record